This is a messenger RNA of Cloeon dipterum, 6649 nucleotides long. Its product is annotated as mucin-2-like. The record is from RefSeq and is a predicted model, not a curated record. The transcript is spliced from 3 exons. Lineage: Eukaryota; Metazoa; Arthropoda; Insecta; Ephemeroptera; Baetidae. Bases 71 to 991 code for a protein of 306 amino acids.
GCGCAGGCCCGCCCGCCGCGCUGCCGGAUAUAAAGUGGAGCGGGCGGCUGAGGCGCAACAGUUCACCACCAUGUACAAAACGGUGCGGCAUGGCGAAAACUCGCUGCAAUACACUAUCCUGCCGCAGCAGGACAACGGCCUCCACGGCGUCGACUCGGAGGCGGCGGCCGCCGCCGCCUUCGGCGGCCGCAAGGAGGCGACGGCCUGCGGCCGCAGCGCGGUGCUCGUGGCCAUCUGCGUGGUGCUGGUGGGCGGCGUGGUGGCCGCCGUCAUCGUGCCCUUCCUCGUGUCCAGCAGCAUCGUGAUCCGCACGCCGCACCACCGGCCUCUGCGGCCCGCCUCCGCCUCCGCCGCCCCCACGCCCCCGCCCGCCCCGGAGCUGCUCGCCUUCAACUUCUCGGUGACCACCGUCUUCACGGACAACGCCGCCGCCGCCGCCUCCGACGUCGUGCUCGUGGUCACCGCCGAGCCGCCGCUGCCUCCGAGCGCCGCCGCCCCCGUUGACGAGCCGAUUUCCACCCUCCCGGCCGGCUCGACCACCACCUCCGGAAGCACCCUGACGACCACGACGACGAUGACGACCACCACCACGACCACGACGACGGAAGCGGGUCCUUCGAGCACGACGACCCUGACCACGACGCCGGCCAAGACGAGCAGCACCGAGCGGCGCUUCAGACUCGCGCCUCCGCCGCCAACCCCCGCCGCCACCCAGAAGACGCACAAGUCCUGGCUACCCUCCAAGUGGCCCUUCGUCGACCCAGCCAGCACUUAUGCUCAGUGGACGGAGUUGGCGCGGCAAAGUGCUAUCGUACCGGCCGCCUGUCUCGGCGCCCUCCUCCUGGCCGUCGUGAUCGCCGUGGCCGCCUGCCUCGCCACCCGCCGGAGAAGACAAAAAGCGAGACGCAGGAGAAAUGUCGGGAUGGGCACAGAGGGCAACCAGAGCGACAAAACGACGCUGCUGACUGAGGGCUCCGAGGUGGAGGAUUAAUUCAGCCGCCGGCAACCUGGAAAACAGAAAAUGCCGCUUUACUAUAUUUCUCACGUUACAUUGCACACAUACAAAUGGGCGUUUUGUAUAAAAAAAAGAGCAGAAAAAGUUGUUCAUGUUCCGUUUUGACAGGAAAAAACAUGGAAAUUGCGGCAAAUUCAUUUUGUUCUUUAUAGCAUUGAAAUCGCAAUAAAAUCUCCCCGUCUGCUCGUCGGCGUAUUCAAGGAGAUGCUGCCGGUAAUAAUUGUUACAACACACGUAUGUCCCUCGCUGCUCUGCUGCUUGUUGGUUGUGUGUCUGCGUCAAAGCAGUUAUAAAAAGUAGAUACAUAUACACGGUAUGAAAUGCACCAUUGUGAUUGUGCGAGUGUGCAGGAGAAUCGUGGAAAAGGAUGCAUUAGCGCGGAUGUGAGUAGGAUUGGAUUUCAUAUAUAAAAAGCACCCGCGCACGCCGCUGAGUAAAUACGCGCGCCUUUCGUUCAGUGGCAAACGGCGCCCAAAUAAUGCACGUCAAAGGGAAACCAGAGCCGAAAAUUGUGUUAUUAAAUAAAACGAGACAUAUCUAAUUUUUACGGCACCUGCUAAAAGGGAGUAAAGACAAAAAUUCUGUUCAUCUGACUCACAAAGAAACUCUUAAAGUGGAAUGACACAGGGCAACAAUUAAAAAUUAUUUGAAUUGUUGGAUGCCAUAAAGAAUUUGUUCAACAAUUUGCAAUAAUAAAAAAGGACCUUGCUACAGUAAAAAUUCAAAUUUUGCCAAUUUUCUCCAAAAUUUACAGUGCUUUAACAUAUUUUCUUGGCAUAUUCCGAUUCCUCUCGUAGAGAUCUGUCCAACGGUGUGUGCCACUUAUUGGGGAAACUCUUGGUUUUGAAAUUAAAUCGGAUUUCAAGUAAGGAGACAGCCAUUACCAUUUGAAAAGCUCGGUAACUUUCCAGCCAAUUUUCUCAAAAAAUUACAGUACUUCUUACAAUAAGGGAUGAGUUUAUGCAUUGGCAACAAGCAUUUUCCAGGAUUUUGCAGUAUCAUUCCUCUUAAAACUAUAAUUGGAUUCGUGUGGAUUCCUGUCAGGGUCUAAUUUUCUAACUAGUUAAGGCAACCGAAUCACUCGGUCGACAAUUCGACUCGAUGUGCUGAAAAUCAGCGAAGAAAAUCAAGCAAAGAACGAUAGGAAAUAAUCAGAAAAUAGAGUGGUUCUCUCUGAUUGGCUCUUUGAUGCAGCGCCACGUCUCUGAUUGGUCGCCAGCAUAUUUAUAAUUCAGAACCGCCAAAAGUAACGGUUUUCUUCAAAAUUAAAUGAUUGAUACUAUUAAAAAGCCUGGAAAAUCCUUGUUGACAUUGCUUGAACUCAUCCCUUAGGAUUUAGUUGAAGCAAAAAUUGACCUAAGUAGCAGCGUAAAAUUUUUAGAAAAGUUUCUGCAAGGUUAUCAUGCUUUUCAAAAGGUGACGACUGUCCCCCUACUUGAAAUCUGGUUUUAUUUCACAACAAAGAGCAUCCCCAAAAAGUUUCAUACACUGUAGAAUAGAUCUGGACGAGAGGAAUGGAAAUCUGCCAAGAAAAUUUGGUCGAGCGCUCUAAAUUUUGAAGAAAAUUCGCUACAAAAACUGUUGCAAGGUCAUUUUUUGAUUGUUGCAAAUUGUAGAACAAAUUGUUUAUCGAUCAAAUAAUUUUCAAUUGUUGCGCGUCCUGUAUCAAUCCAUAAUAAGAGUUUCCUUGUGAGGAAAGCAUUGAGCCAAGUAUUUAGUGUCCGAUUCCGCCCCUGUUGCUGCACAAUAAAGCCACUGAUACGCUUGUCUGGAGCAGGAUAGUGAGCGAUGCCGGUUGCAUAAUGGCUCUCUCAACACAGUGUCAGACCGACUGUGUGCUCUCUCUCUCUCUCUCUCUCUCUCUCGUUGUUGGAGCGAUAUUGCAUACCAAUAACGUUGCAUUUUGCAGUACAUUUGCCGAGCCAAACAAAAAGAGAACGAAUAGCCAGAGGCAAACGGCGCGCGGGCACGAAAUAUAAUAUAUGUAUGCAUGUAUGCCGCGACUCCCAGAUGUGUACGUGUCCAACAACUGAAUAUAAAUGGCUAUUAUCAAUCAAUAUCAGUCCAGACCUGACGCGACUACCGAAUUAUUUGGUAUGUUGCACUGACAUUUAUUUCACCGCACGCAGGCAGGGGUGGCAUCUCGACCCUCGACGUGAUUUAGUUGGUGCCUGCGGUUGAAACUGUUGACAUUUAUCAAGUGGUUAUCCCUCUGCCACUAUACACUUGAGAGACUAAAUACACGCCAACCCUUCGCGCAUAGAUAAACGCGAACAGCUGAAAUUAAUUGAGUCAGGAAUCCGAUUUGAUCUCAAAAUUAUCAUUUUUGUUAGCAAAACAGUUUCUAAUUUCCCUUUUUCAUCGGAUUUCCUCGAGCGUCAAACGCACGCAUGACGCACUUCAUUUUCCAGGGGCUUGGCGUGUCUUUUUCUGUCCUCUGCUGGCGAUGGCGCCGCCGAAUCAAUCGGUAUAUAUACAUGAUGACGGUUUGAUUACAGAGGAAAGAGAGACGCGAGUGCAUGUACGUGAUUUGAAUGGUCAAAGAGCGCUUUGCGCGAUGAAUGCACCCUCUGAUUAUUAUAUAUAUCGUAUGUUUUGAUCGUUAUACCGCCGACUAGAAUAUGGAGAGCACACACGCAGAUAAAUCGACGAGCGCUGUACAUACCAUACUGAUUAGAUUUAUUAGCACUCGCUCGCACACACACACACACACAUACACAAAUUCACUGCCGCCGCCGCUUUGUGGUGCAAAAAUCGUUGGCCUGUGUUUGAUUGCGCAUUUCCCCUGCGGAGCCGUUGUUCUGAUUAGAAUAUAAAGCGCGUUUAUUUUCCAAAUUAAUGCUGACCUCUUUAAAGGACAUGUCAGGCUAAAAUUUCUGUCAAUCAGUGUGUUUGUUGUUGGAGUUUUUGGAAUCGGCAGCUGCGAUAGCCAUCAAUAAAUUUGAUGGAAAAAGAGGGCGGCCAUAUUGUCGCGUCAUCAGUGUCAUAUGUAGUUUCUGUUAUCUCUAUAACGCUUGUUUAAAGACUUUUGACGAAGUUUCUGAGCUCACCAAUCGAUUCUUGACGGCCGAAUUAGGUUGACUGGAUAUUUUUUCCGACCAAAAAGUCCAGCGCGACGUGCGAACCUUUUUUCCCGCCAAAACAAUAUGAAUACGAGAGCUGCGCAUGCGUCAGAGCUGGCUGGAUCUGACAAAGAAGUCAUUCGUACAGGUGAUCUAUCUGCAAAUGCUCGAACCAGCUCUGCCGCAUGCGCAGUUCUCGUAUUCAUAUUAUUUUGGCGGGAAAAAGUUCUACUUGUGCUACGCACGUCGCGCUGGACUCUUUGGGCGGUAAAAAUAUCAACUUUACCUAAUUCGACCCUCAGGAAUCGAUUGGUGUGUUCAGAAACUUCGUCAAAGACGGUUUUUAAUAACGUUGAUGCCGUUUUUCAAUAAUUCUUACAACUUUAUGAUUUUCAGAAUUUUAAGCUAAACAUAAAAAAUAAUUUUCGACUACACGUGUGUCCUUUAAUCUUUUUUACGGAUUGAUGGCGCAUAUAUAAAUAUCAUGUACUGUAUUUUCCGCAGGCCGACGGUUUGCUACGGCACAGUUGAUGUCCUAUAUAGGAGUAGUCCACGCAACUAAUGGCUGCUUUAUUAUUAAUUGUGAUUUCAAAACAUAAUCCGACUGAUGAAAACUGGAAAAAAGCUUAUUGUUAUAUACAUAUGAUAUAUAAAUAUACCCACGCGAUCGAAGGUUAAAAAUUAUAUGGUGGAUUAGCAACAUUAGCCUCACUGUGUACUACAGCAUAAUAUAUAUAAACCAUAACAAUAUGAAUUAGUUACUAGCAGAAUUAGUGGACACAAGUUAUUUUUCACGGAAAAUUAAGGACCCAGAAGUUUGCUGUUUGUAAUGAAAAUUAGAUGAGAUGAAAAAACUGGAAAUAUAGUUUCCUGAGGGUUUAGUUUUUAGGGAAAUGCUGGUUAAUUGUUGGCGCGGGUGUUUGCAAAUACACACACUCACUAUUUAUAAUAAAUAUUUAAUUAAUUCGAGUGCAUGUUGUGCCUUCGAACCAAAUGUACAUCCCCUACAAUUCGUUUAAGCGGGUAAACUUUCGUUCAUUAGAUGAGAAAACUGCUGAGGUUAUCAAUAAUUAGUCUAACAACUCGUGAAUCACAGUGUCACUCUGCUGAACAUAGGACAGUGCGCGUCGUUGUCAUAUUUUGUUGAAUUUUAAUUCAUUUUUUGGUAGGUGCAAACACACAGUGUGAAUGAGAUGACCUUUGAGUUGAGCAAAUAAUUGUGCCUUUCAUUCUUUUCGUGGGCUUCCUUAAAAUGCUUUCCACGCUUGGUUUUCUCUACGUGUAGGAGGUGGUACAUAUAUUAUAUACAUAUAUUGUUCCCUUUUUCGUGUGGAAAAAUGAGAGACGAAUUAAUCAAAAUCCCCUGUAUAUCACGCAAAAGGACCAAAAAUCAAUCUUCUGACGUCUAGUCUGUGUCAAAAUUAACGGCAGAGAAUCCAUCACAACAUUCCACUAUGAAUAAAGCAGUGUAGAUUGUAAAAAUCGCUGUCUUAUAUUCAUAUAAAAUGUGUACAUCAUGUAUAAAAUUGGACGCUCAGUAUAUAUCAGACACACGAUUCAAGUUGAAAAUUAUUUAGAAGAUUAAAAACUUUUAAAACUGUUUUUUAACUAUCAAAAAAGGUAGCGGAAAAUUGCGUUUAAGCCAACGCGAAUUUCCUUGUUGCAAGAACAGGGAAAUUUUGGUUGUUUAUUGAGCGAUGCGCAAUUUCAGAGCUACCUACCACGAUGAAUUUCAAAAUUUAAACCAAAUAAUGUUUUAUUUUUUAAUGGGCGAAAAAUUAAAAGAAAAUCUCCUGAAAUAAACUUUAAAUCUUCAGUGUUUUAGUUCCAUUAAUAAUUUAUAAAUCAAAAAGACAAAUACAUUUCGUACAAACAUUGAGUUAAAAAUUAGCAAAAGACUCCGGGAUUGACAAAAACAAUUUUCCCCGGCUAAAAUUAUUCGCGACGUCUAGGUGUCAGGGCGGCGAAUUCUAAUUACCAGAGGCUGCGCGCGCGAUCGCUGAUUGCGGGGGCGGCGAGGGUGAAAAUUCUCCGAGCGAAAAUUGCUCUGCUUAUUAGACAGGCGCGAGGGCUGCUGCUCUCCUGGCGAAAUUUCAUCACAAAGAGCUUUUCCGCCGGUUGAAAAAUCCAUUAGCAGUGACACACGCGCGCGCGGAGGUGGUGCGUCUAUUUAUUAGAAAAGGCAACGCGUGUGCGUCAUCCAGCAGCAGUCUUCCGCGCCUCUAAUUAGCGCCCGGCUUUUUAAUAAACUCUCAGGCCGCGCCGCCGCCGACGCGCCGCCUGCCGAAAUAUCGUAAAUUACACUCGUCUCCUCUACCUUUUAAUUAUUAAAUUUUCGCACUUGACUCGAGUUGUGUCAUGCAAUUUGCUUAUUUUUAGCACUUCGCCUCGCUACACUGAGCGUUGAAUGUUCCGCGGAUAAUUUUACUUUUAUGUGAUCUAGCGUGUAAGACGAAUCCUUGGUCGAAAAAAAGCGGCUUAAAACUCAUUAUUGCUGUAGCAUUGUUAAGUGUAAAUAGCGGAAUAAGUGUAUAUGGGAAGGAAAAAUAAAUUAUUACGCUAUUAUACCAUA